CCCUCGUCAUAGCCGUGCUCGGAGGUCCCGCCCAGUCCAAACGAACCUCGGAGACGCGGGUGCGAGACUCCGCUCCCGGUCGACCUUCUUCCACCCCAACUUAUUGCAGAUUCCGUCUCUUCCAUUUCCCCGUUCGUCGUUGCGUCCACGUCUCCCAUCGUCCCUGAUUCAACCUCCCUCUCCCAAUCCCUUUCUUAUCCCCUCUAUUCCUAUUCUCUUUAAAGGUCUUCCUUUAAUCGUUCUGUCACAAUGGCUCCUAUCACGGAAGACAUCGUUACCGGUCUGAAGGACACGAUCGGCAAGCUCGAGAACCGCAUUGAGGACUUGGAGGGCCGUCUCGGCUUUGAGACGAAGCCCAAGUCCGUUGCGGAACAGAUGCGCAUCAUCCUGAUGGGUCCCCCCGGUGCUGGCAAGGGAACCCAGGCGCCGCGCCUGAAGGAGAAGUACUGUGUUUGCCACUUGGCUACCGGUGACAUGCUGCGGUCUCAGGUCGCGAAGAAGACCGAGUUAGGAAAGGAGGCCAAGAAGAUCAUGGACCAGGGAGGUUUGGUCAGCGAUGAGAUCAUGGUCAACAUGAUCCAGAGCGAGCUGAGCAACAACGCUGAGUGCAAGAACGGAUUCAUCCUGGAUGGUUUCCCCCGCACUGUUGCCCAGGCCGAGCGUCUGGACGACAUGCUGGUCGCCCGUCAGCAGAAGCUCCAGCGCGCCAUCGAGCUGCAGAUCGACGACUCUCUCCUGGUGGCUCGCAUUACUGGCCGUCUGGUUCACCCCGCCUCCGGCCGCUCGUACCACAAGAUCUUCAACCCGCCCAAGAGCGACAUGAAGGACGAUGUGACCGGCGAGCCGCUGAUCCAGCGCUCGGACGACAACGCCGAGACCCUCAAGAAGCGUCUGGGUACCUACCACGCCCAGACCACCCCUGUGGUCGACUACUACAAGAAGACCGGUAUCUGGCGCGGCAUCGAUGCCAGCCAGGAGCCCGGCCAGGUGUGGAAGAGCCUGCUCGGUGUUUUCAAGAACUAAAGCAUUCUCUUUUGUUGAGGACGCCACAUCGUGGUGUCCAGUGGCGUAUCGAUAUACCUCGCCGUAUGCCUCGGAUCUCUAUCUGAGAUGGGACAAGAGGACAUGCAUGGUAGGGAGGGCCGGUGGUUUGCGGGUCUACACCUCGUUUUGAAAAGCUUGUCUUUCGCGUCUUGGUGCGGACGCACCUCCCGGCAGGGAUCCGAACGUCAUGUAUAGUAAUAGGUUACUUUUUUUCCUGGAAGCAAAAUACAGCCAAUUAGACGAAUC
This is a messenger RNA of Aspergillus campestris IBT 28561, 1290 nucleotides long. RefSeq names its product adenylate kinase ADK1 (gene adk1). The transcript is spliced from 4 exons. Gene Ontology annotation, molecular function: AMP kinase activity; ATP binding. Gene Ontology annotation, biological process: ADP biosynthetic process. NCBI's taxonomy places the organism in Eukaryota, Fungi, Ascomycota, Eurotiomycetes, Eurotiales, Aspergillaceae. The coding region runs from base 250 to 1023 and encodes 257 amino acids. The record is from RefSeq and is a predicted model, not a curated record. Gene Ontology annotation, cellular component: mitochondrion; cytoplasm.